Molecule: messenger RNA, 6123 nt
Organism: Penaeus indicus
Lineage: Eukaryota; Metazoa; Arthropoda; Malacostraca; Decapoda; Penaeidae
Product: cell adhesion molecule Dscam2-like
Exons: 35
Coding region: 1-6123 (2040 amino acids)
Biological process (GO): cell-cell adhesion
Molecular function (GO): protein binding
Source: RefSeq, a predicted model, not a curated record
AUGUAUGCACCAAAGAAACCAGUCGGAGAAGUGACAUUUAACAAGAAUGAAAUCAUAAGAGUGUGGAAGACUUAUACUGGGAUAUAUACAGCUCAAAUGAACAACCACGGAUUGAAGCACACGCGCAGCGCCAUUAAAACCAUUUUGCCAAAACCAGAAAAGGGAAUCCGUGAUAAUGUAGAACCCUCAUACACUGAUGCACAUUGCAGCAGCAACAUUGUUUCGAUCAUACUCGGCGCCUGUGCUGGACUAUCGCUUCAUCAGCCAGACGCUUCAGCCGGGCCCCUCAGUGAGCUUAAAGUGCAUCGCGUCAGGGGCACCAACCCCGCACGUCUCCUGGUCGCUGGACGGGUUUCCUCUGCCCCAGGUCGACAGGUUGGUAUUUCUGAUCAUGGUUGUGAUGUAGGAGUCUUCGUCGAUCACGGAAUUAAUGGUUAUCGCAAUGGUGAUGACACACCUGAGCUCCUGGAAAUCGCUUGUGUAUCGAGCCUUGAACUCCGCCUUCCGGGAACCAGUAAUGUUUAUGAAAUCGAGAGCAAGAUUCGUGCAAAUGGAGAUCGUGAGAAAGCGACAUGGGGGAAACAUGGUCAUUUAGGGGUGUGUUGGCGGGAGCUGUUCACCGGAAUAAAAGAGACGUCCCGCUUCACCAUUCAGGGCGCACAGCCACGGAACAACCGCAGCCAGGCGGCAACCGAGGAAGGGCAGGUGUCGCCACGCGUGUUGCGUCUGCGACAUCUCCAGGUCGUCAGAGACCCCGCGGCGCCGGGCGUCUCGCAAACGACCUUUGAACUCUCUGCGGGAAAAGGGUCACGGCUCAGGAUCACAAAGUCCCCGGAAUUAUAUGGCUUUUCCCCGCCUCUCGUCGCGCUGGUUAUGGCGUCAAAUACUUAUUUCUUUAAUAUACAAAAUGCAGUUUGGGUUUUUAUGGCGAUGUUUGCAGCCGGUGUGGAGUUGCCGCUGCGAGCGAGGCGCUGCAGCGUGAAUGGGGCUGUCCGAAUCGGGUUUUAUUACCUCAGUCAUAUUAGAUUCUAUUCAUACCGACGCUCCGCCGCCCUCGGAGUGUUUGAUCCUAUGAUUGCUGGGGGACUCGUGGUGGGCCAGUAUGUGGGCGUGGGCGGCUCGGUGGUGAGUCACGUCAACAUCACGGGCGUGAGAACGGAGGACGGUGGCGCCUACGCCUGCACGGCGGUCAACAGAGCAGGAUCCACCGCCCAUCAGGCGCGGCUCAACGUGUACGGUAAGGCGAUGCAGAGGCCGCCCGGUCGCAUGCAGCAGGGCUCCCUGCUUACUAAUAGCGACUCCUCUGCAGGCCCCGCGUACGUGAGACCCAUGUCGGUGGUGACAGCAGUGGCCGGCGAACAGCUCGCGGUGUCCUGCCCCGCCGCCGGCUACCCCCUGGCACAGCUGACCUGGUCCCGAGACGGCCGCACGCUGCCCGUGACGGCACGCCAGAAGGUGUACGAAAACGGCACGCUGGUCAUCACGCGCGUGGAGAAGAGUCGCGACGGAGGCUCGUACACGUGCACAGCGCAGGACAAGCACGGCCGCACGCACUCCGCAACCGCCACGGUGCAGGUCCUUGGCCGAGUGGGCCGUCACCCUGAGUGCCACGUUAUCGCAGUGCCUCCAAAGCUGAGCAUCUUCACAUUCCGCCGCGACCUGGCCCUCGGGGAGCGCGUCUACGAGGCCUGUACUGUCAUAGGAGGCGACAAGCCCGUGCAGGUAACGUGGACGAAGGACGGGGUGCCCGUGAAGAGCAUAGAGGGCGUGCAGGUGCGGAACCUCGACCAGCUGACCACCUUCCUGGUCAUCGACCACCUGUCUCCUCGCCACGCGGGUAACUACACCUGCACGGCCACCAACGACGCCGCCAGCGCGCAACACACGUCGGCGCUCAACGUCAACGCUUCGGCGAGGCGAGCCAGGGCGAGCGAGUGCAGGCGAUCUGCUCCGUGCGGCGGGGCGACGCGCCUGUCACUCUCACGUGGCUCAAAGAUGGCGUCCCUCUCAGUCAGGACACGCCGUCUGGCCUCACCAUACGCCCACUGGACCAGUUUUCCAGUGUUCUUCUCCUCGCUAACGCCCAAGCUCACCACAGUGGCAACUACACUUGCCAGGCCUCAAGCGCCGCCCGCACUGCCGCCCAUUCAGCCACCCUCGUCAUCAACGCUCAGACAAUCACUGGGUUACACGCCCACACCCACGAUCAUUAGGUUAGAUGACCACAUCUACAAUCACCAGGUUACACGCUUACACCCAAGAUCUUUAGACACGCCCAUACGCACUAAGUCAGACCUACUUAUUACACAGACUCGCAAAGAAGCAACCGCAGCAGAGGACGCGUCGGCGCCGAAGGGCACCGGAAGGGCAGAUUGGUGGGCGUCCCGGGAGCGGGCUUGGGUCGAGGGAGAGUCGGCAAUGCACCUGCAUUAUGUGCCUCCGUCGUGGAUCGAGGCGCCCCGGGACACGUCGGUCACCCUGGGCGGUUCCGUCGUCAUCCCGUGCCACGCGCACGGCUUCCCCGCGCCCGUCGUCACCUGGAGGCGCACUCGCGCAGAGGACCAGCCGGGGCAGUACAGCCAGAUCCUGGGCGGCGGCCACGGCCUGGGCGUAAGCGUGGCCAGCAACGGUAGCCUGGUGGUGGUGGGCGCGCGCUCCGAGGACGAGGCGCAGUACCUGUGCGAGGCCGUGAACGAGGUGGGCGGAGGCCUCUCGGCGCUCAUCUCUCUCACGGUCAACGUACCCCCACGGUUCGACCCCGGCCUACAGCGCCAGGUGUCGGUGCGUCGCGGCGCCCGCGCCACGCUCCUGUGCCAUGCUCAGGGCGACCCACCCAUAACUCUCCUGUGGCAGGCCGCUCACACUCGCGUUCAUGACCUCAGUGUGGUGCGCGAGGUGGACGGCGGCGUGCGAGGCGAGCUGACGAUCCCCGCGGCCAAAAUGGAGGACGCGGGAGACUACACUUGCACGGCGUCCAACUCCUACGGCAGAGACUCCUUCGUCGUCACGCUUGUUGUCCAAGUCAAGAUCCACAAUAUACAAGGUCUGACCAGCGGCAAAUGGAGCCAAAGAAGACGGACGUGCCGGGGUCGCCCCACGGACUGCGGGUGUCUCAGAGAGGAUCCCGAUACCUGGUCGUGUCCUGGCUGCCUCCCACCACCACCCACACGCCAGUUGACACCUACAUUGUGCAAUACCGGCCUGCAAGAGGUGAUGCAGGAAAUUACUUCAAGUGUAAAUAAACCCGCAGGAACCUGGAGUGACGGCCAGGAGGAGACGGUCCGGGGCGAGACGACCACCGCCCGCCUCACGCCCCUGGUGCCUGACACGCAGUACCUGGUGCGGGUGCUCGCGGCCAACCACCUGGGCGCGUCCCCGCACUCCGAGCCUUUGCAGGUGCGUACCGAAGGCGAGGCCCCUUCUGCGCCGCCCACGAGUGUCCGGAGCGACGCCGUCUCGCCCACCAGUCUGCGGGUCGUGUGGGAGCCUCCGCCCGCCCACACGCACCACGGGGACCUGCUGGGAUAUCACGUGGGCGUUCGGCGCCAUGACCUGGGAAAUGACGAAUCGUAUAACUUCAGCGUAGUGGGCGUGGGCGCCGGUGGAGGUGGGCGGGAGGUGGUAACGGCUCUACGGGCGUGGGUGCAGUAUGCAGUCGCCGUAAGAGCGUACAACGCCCACGGAGCCGGACCCGUGUCUCCGCCCGUCGUGGUCAGGACGCUAGAAGACGUGCCCUCUUCUCCCCCCGUGGGCGUGGAAUGCAGCGGGGGAGCCGGAGGGACAUCGUUGUACGUGAGGUGGGCGCCGCCGCCGCCCACCUUCCACAACGGCCUGCUGCAGGGCUACCGCCUCACCCUCACGCGCCUCGAUGACUCGACAGGUAAGAUGCAGCGCCUUCUGCCGCGUCCUUGUCACCCCAAGGUCCCCUGCUCCCUGUGCCACGAGCCUGAGAAGGUGGAAGAGCUCAUCCGAAUGACGAGUGGGCGCGAGGAGAGCGUGGGCGGCCUGCGGGCGUGGUCCAAUUACACGGUGACGGUGGCGGCCGUGACGAGGGCGGGCGCGGGCGUGUCCUCGCCUGACCUCAUCUGCACCACGAGGGAGGAUGUUGCGGGCGUCCCGGGCGGACUGAGAGCUUUGCAGUCAGACGUGGGCGCAGCUAUACUCACGUGGCUGCCUCCACACCCACCCACGGGCGUGCUCUUGGGCUACACGCUUAACCACCGCCCACCCCACGCCCGCGCGCCCUCACAACACCCUCUCCACGCCCACGCCAACUCUCACUCCCUCACGCACCUCAGCCGCGGCACACACGAGUUCUGGCUGACGGCGAGGACGAGGGCGGGCGAGGGGAAGCCCACGCCCACGCUCAAGCUCACCAUUCUGGACCAAGUGCCUGCGGGCGUAGCGUCCUUAGGCAAAGAAGUCGUGGCCACCCUGGGCGACGACGUUAGAUUUGUGUGCGUGACUGUGGGCGCGCCUCCGCCCAUGCCCGCCUGGAGUGUCGACGGCAGGCACCUGGAGAAGGACGGGCGCUCAUCACUAACUAGUCUGUGUCGCCUCAGGUUCACGCAAGAGGCUGACGGCUCGCUCGUCAUCCGCGGCGUCGAGCGAGGUGACCUCGGCAACUACACCUGUUCCAUCCACAGUGUGCGGAAGUCCCCAUACGUGCACACCUCCACCACGUACGUCCUGCAUGUGCAAGUGCCACCGACGGCGCCCUCAGUGCACAUCGCAGACGCCACAUCCUCUACGCUGACGGUGUCGUGGGCGGCGGGGGACACGGGCGGCGCUCCCGUCCGGGCAUGGGCCGUGUGGUGGCGGGCGGCGGUGGGCGGGGGAGUGUGGCACACGCGGGAGCUCGGGCGGACACACUCCAGACACGUCAUCAACGAACUACAGUGUGGAACCGAGUAUCAGGUGUACGUCACCGCCCGCACCCACGUUGGAGUUUCCCCGCCCUCCCGCCCCUUGACCGCCCGUACCUCCGGCUCGCCACCCGUAGCACCGCCCACCCGCCACGUAGCCUCGGGCAACAGCACGGGCGUGUGGGCGUGGCUGGGGCGGUGGGCGGACGGCGGCUGCCCCAUCACGCACUUCACGCUGGAGCUGCGCCGCCCCCGAGACCCCUCCUGGACCACGCUGGCAAGCAGUCUGGCGCCUCAGGACGUGUACGAAGUGGGCGGCCUGCAGGCGGGCGCGAUCUACGGGCUGAGGCUGACCGCCCACAACGCCGCGGGCGCCACGACCAGCACCGUAGACAUCAGCACAGGCCCCGGGGGCGGCCUGGGGGCGCAGCCGGCGGGGGAGCUGGAGCUGGCGCCCCCCAACCCCAUCCACACGGACCCGCGCCUCAUGGCCUCCGCCGCCGCCUCCGCCCUGGCCCUGGCGCUCACCGUCGCCGCCGCCGUCCUCUGCUUCAGGAGGCGAGUGGCCGCCGGCAGGAGCGGGCGCGGGGCCCCCGAAGACCAGGAGGCGGAGCAGAACAAGACGAACCUUCUGCAGCAGCGAGACACCUACUACGCCACCGUCAGGAAGCCUCAGCCAGUACCUGCUACUCUUGAGAGAAUACCAGGUACCACGGAGAAGGAGACAGGUAGUGUACCUGCACGGCGAGCUUAUCUUGCUGUGAGUGGAGUACCAGAAUACUCGGAGGACAUCUAUCCGUACGCGACCUUCCAGCUGGGCGAAGGGCGCGGCGGAGGGCAGGACGAGACGGUCACCAACAAGUUCCAGACUUUCGUCUUCCAAGACUCGCGAUACGGGGUCACUGAAGGUCAUCCUCCGACUUCGCCCAGUCGACCCACGCCUAAAAAGAGCCACGGGCGUAGCGGCAGUCGCGGGCGCGGUGCGGGCGGUCCCCGGAGUGAAAGUGAAGAGUAUGACUCCCUGCAGUCAGAUACGGACACCGAGCACGCCACGUCCUCGCGCACGGAGUCCUCCAUCCACCUGGACUCCGCCACCCUCGAGAGCCACCACACGGCGCUCCACCUGCCCCUCGACCCCCACCUGGCCACGCUCGAGCCGCGCCCAGACGCCCACGCCGCCCACGCCGCACGCAGGCCGGCCGCCAGGACCGUCCACCACAGUGAGUGCCCCUCUCCCGCCGUGCCCUCUGCACCUUGA